AUGAACCACAACUAUGUGACAGAGGAGAAGGGCAUGACUGAACAAGCGGUGGAGGGGAGGAAUUCUCACCUCCUGUUCUUUCUCUGUUUUGCAGGUUACCGUUGUUUUAAGGCUGUACUCUUCCUCACGGGGCUCAUGUUUGGUUCUGUAAUCAUCUUCCUGCUCUGUUACAAGGAGCGAGUAUUGGACACGCAGCUGAGCGUUGAGGCCAGCGUGGGCAUUGGCCUGGGCAUCGGCACUCUGUGUGGCCUGGUGACCAUGUUGGUACGCAGCGUUGGCCUUUUCAUGGUGGGGCUGCUCCUGGGCCUGCUGGUGGGCAUCGGGACCCUGAUAGGAAUGGAGGAGCUGUCGUCCAACCCCCCGCGGUCAGUAUGGGUGCCCCUGGGCGUCCUGCUGGGGCUGGGCAUGCUGUUCGCUGUCCUCACCCUGCAGUGGCAGAGAUGCUUCACCACCCUCUCCACGGCCGUGUUUGGGGCUGCAGUGAUAGUUGUGGCUACGGAUUAUUUCGUGGAGCUCUUCGCGCUGGUGAGGUACAUUUACGAGCGGGUGAAAACGGGCCCCCGGGAGCCAGUGUGCUGGACGACGUGGGUGGUCCUGGGAGCCUGGCCUGCUCUCGCCCUGCUGGGUGUUUUGGUGCAAUGGAGAGUGACGGCAGAGGGCUACUCCCACACGAAGGUGAUGAUCAGUCGCCAGCAGCGGCGAGUUCAGCUUAUGCGUAUACGUCAGAAGGAGGAGAGGAGGGAGAGCAGCAGGAAGAAAAAGAGGAAGCAGCCGCAGGACGCACACCACACACAUGCCGCCAAAGCCCUGCACCCAGAGCCCGCCUACCGCAGGAAACCCAACCCUAUACGACGCUUUGAUGGAGAUGUGCUUUCUCCUGUGAGUCCACACACACCAUCCUACACAUACCUACUUGCUCUAACUUAUUCACAUAUAUUGCAGAGCAGGGUGGAACUUAAUGGGAAAGUGACAAAAACGCCGCCAAAACUUAAAAAGAAUGUCCCUGCUGGUCCUUGGCUCUUACAAUCACACCAGUGUGAUUAG
Messenger RNA from Sinocyclocheilus rhinocerous, 1044 nucleotides. RefSeq names its product transmembrane protein 198-B-like. Gene Ontology annotation, cellular component: plasma membrane; cytoplasmic vesicle. The transcript has 4 exons. Lineage: Eukaryota; Metazoa; Chordata; Actinopteri; Cypriniformes; Cyprinidae. The record is from RefSeq and is a predicted model, not a curated record. Bases 1 to 1044 code for a protein of 347 amino acids. Gene Ontology annotation, biological process: positive regulation of canonical Wnt signaling pathway.